Dendroctonus ponderosae (mountain pine beetle) is the source of this 2211-nucleotide messenger RNA. RefSeq names its product protein cereblon (gene ohgt). Lineage: Eukaryota; Metazoa; Arthropoda; Insecta; Coleoptera; Curculionidae. The transcript is spliced from 10 exons. Bases 478 to 1803 code for a protein of 441 amino acids. The record is from RefSeq and is a predicted model, not a curated record.
AAUUUUCAUUAUUGUAUUUUAUGUAUUAUUUUAUGUUUUUUCUCUUCAUAUUUUCUUUGUUUAACUUCAAGCUUUAAUACUUUUUUCAAACUUGCCGAUUUAUUUUUCUACAAAUCUGUUGUUAAUUGUCAAACUACACAUAUAUACCACCAUAAUACAAAAGUAAAAAACACGAAAAUUAUCCAAAAUUAAAAUGUAGUGGGUAUAUAAUUUCAAUUGAGUAAAACUAGAAAAUAAAUGGUCUAGAGUGCGGCCCUGUUCUUUAUUUUCAUGUGUAGUACUCACGUCUGUGGUACAGAGGGCGACACAGAUGGCUGAAAGUUGGUUUCACACUAUGCGAAUGUCAUGCAGAUCAUCUGUUUACAGUCAAUAUUGAAUAUAGAAGAUCCUGUAUUUGUGUUUUGAUUAUUUUGUGCGAAGUUUAAAUAAGGUAGAAGCACUGAAUACUGAAUUUCUAGCGUUUGUAAUUGAUCAAUAAUGGGAGAUCGUGAGGCUCCAAACAGUGAUCAGGAUGAUCAAAAUGGUUUGGCCGAAGUGGAAAAUGGUCAUAUCACAGACUCCAAUUCUCCUGCAGGAGAGAGCAGUUCUGGGGAUGACGAUUUAGGGUUAGUGAAUAUUUCAACUGGAGAAUAUGAUAUGGAUUUGCCUACAACUCAUGGGUAUCUUGGGAAACUAAACCCUCUAAGUGGAUACACUUUAUUUGAGGAUGGCGAGGUAUUACAUAACAUUUUCGCACUAUUUACUGACACUUUAGUCUUUCCCGGAUUCACUCUUCCCUUAGUAAUGAACGAUUAUUUCGAAAAUAGAGUUUUCAAGAAUUUUAUCGAUGAGCAUAAUAACGUGUUUGUGUUGCUAUGUGCCAAAUCCCCUGAUAAAGGUUUAAUAGAGUAUGGAGUUACGAUGGAAAUUUUCGAAACCAGCCUAAGAAAUAAUAUGUUACAUAUUAAGGCGAAGGGGCGACAACGAUGCGAGAGAAUAUCAUCCUCUAAUGUGGAAAAUGUAGCUGGAAGAAUUAGACUCGUAACAGUUAAAAUUCUGGGUGACCCGCCAAUUAAGCCUCCCUUAGAAAACACACAACUUUUAGCACUAAAAAGUAAAAGGAAAUGGAAUUUGAACUCUUUUGAUGAAUUGAAAAGUUGUGUAAAAUUCAGAAGGUACCAUGCUGCACAGUUUCGUUUUGCCAACUGGGUGUACGAUUUAAACGAAGUGACUUAUUAUACCCAAAUCAUUCUGCAGGCCCUGACUAAUUAUGGAAAAGACUUGAUUCCGAAUGAUCCCGAGCGACUGUCGUACUGGUUUGUUCAGAACUAUUUGCUAAAACCUUUGGAAAGGAUUCGAAUAUUGAGUGCUAAAAGUACAUUGGAGAGAUUAAAAUUAGAAGUCAAUUAUUUAAGAUUGGAUAGACUCAUAUGUUGUUAUAAUUGCCGAUAUGAAAUCACGUAUCCUUCCAAAAUAUUUGCCAUGUCGAAAGACGGCCUCCAAAGCAAUUAUGUGAAUCCUGGUGGAUUUGUAUAUGAAAUUAUCACAGUAUCGUGUGCGAACAACAUUCGACUUGCCGGCGAUGCAUCACGACAAUUUUCUUGGUUUCCGGGCUACGCUUGGACAGUAAUUGAAUGUAUAAACUGUAACAACCACAUAGGGUGGCAAUUUACCAGCAACAAUUUGACGCCCAAGAAAUUCUUCGGUCUGGCACAUACUGGAAUCAGAAUUGUAUCGGCUGCUCCUGCUCUAGAUAAGCAGGAUCCAACUGGUCAUACGACAUAUGCCUAUGAUUAUUACGGAUUGUCAGAUUCGUUUAAUUGAUAAACGUCGCAUUUUUCGGCCUGUGAUAUUGGCUACUUUGGAAUAAAAUCCUGUAAGUAAGUAUAGAUACUAAUUUCGUGAUUACUUUUCCCACAUGCCGGAUGUCUCACGGAAAUUGCUAAUGUAAAACUAGUAUUGAGUUUAAAACACAUUGACAUUUUCAAUUAUCUUUAGUCUUCAACAUACAGCCAAAUCUUGGUAAUAUUAUUCUGUUAUUGAUUGGCAUUAAUCAGUUAUGUUGCAUACAAUGUAGGUUUGGUUGUUGCAAUGUCUUCAACACAACACAACAACGAGUUUCAACAAAAACCAUUAUUUUCGAUACUACAAGAACUUAUUACGUUUAUCAAGUAGCUUGCUUAAACUUGUACAUACUUACAUAUAAAGAAAUACAAUUUGACAAAAAAAAUG